Molecule: messenger RNA, 1632 nt
Organism: Chenopodium quinoa (quinoa)
Lineage: Eukaryota; Viridiplantae; Streptophyta; Magnoliopsida; Caryophyllales; Amaranthaceae
Product: organic cation/carnitine transporter 3-like
Exons: 1
Coding region: 1-1632 (543 amino acids)
Biological process (GO): transmembrane transport
Cellular component (GO): membrane
Molecular function (GO): transmembrane transporter activity
Source: RefSeq, a predicted model, not a curated record
AUGGCCGAACAAGACUACCAGAGUGACAAAGAUAAGGUGGCACCACUGUCUGCAGAAGAGGGGAUCAAGGGGAGUCAGAUUCCUGACAUAGACGAACAAGAUGAUGGGAGUGACUCAAAGAAGAAGGCACCACUAUCUGUGGAAGAGGUGAUCGAGGGAAGUCUUGGACGGAUGAAUUGCAGUCAGAUGGUGCAAGCCUUCCUUGCAUCAGUUCUUCCAAUGUUUGACAACCAACAGACAUUUAUCAGUGUCUUCACAGAUGCUCAAUCAAAAUGGCAUUGCAUCAGUGAUAUUCGAAUAGGUAGUAGUUGCACCAGCAGCUCUAACAUCUGUAAUCUUUCGAAGAGUGAGUGGGCUUGGACUGGGAAUAAGCAUAACACAAUCAUAUCACACUGGGAUCUCCAAUGUGCCAGCUCUUUCAUUAAGGGUUUGCCUGCAACUUCCUUCUUCAUGGGUUGCUUGUUGGGUGGAUAUGUUCUUGCCUCCCUUGGUGAUUCAUCGCUUGGGCGAAAGAACCUUCUCUGUCUCUCUUGCUUGGUUAUGUCACUAGCUUCAUUUGCCUCAGCCUUUUCUCCUAACAUCUGGGUUUACUCUGUACUCCGCUUCAUUGCUGGUGUUGGUCGUGUCUCCAUUACCAUUUCUUCUUUUGUCCUUCUGUCGGAGAGGGUUGGCAAGCGGUGGAGAGGACAAAUUGUAAUGAUUGGUUUCCUCUCCUUAACAAUGGGAUUGUUAUCCUUGUCGGCUUUAGCUUACCUGACUCGAAAUUCCUCAUGGAGCACCCUUUAUCUAUGUACUUCCAUUCCUGGAUUUGUGUGCUCCAUAUUGAUUCAUUUCUUCCUUUGUGAAUCUCCUAGGUGGCUCUUCAUGAUGGGACGUCCAAUGGAAGCCGUAAAUGUGCUGAAAAGUAUUGGCUCCCUGGAUGAUCAUAUCAGCUCUAUGUUACCAAACAUUCUAGAAUUCAAUCAAGGUAUUCCUAGCAAUAACGGGAAAAAUCCUUUUUCUUCAAUGAAGAUUUUAGUCAAGAGAAAAUGGGCUAUUCGAAGGUUGAUAGUAACUAUGGUACUUAGUUUCGGUGUUGGAAUGAUGUAUUUUGGUAUGUUGUUGGGUGUCGGAGGCUUGGGUCUCAACAUCUACUUGAGCUCAACAUUCAAUGCCCUACUAUUCCUUUCAUCAUGCCUGCUAACAUUCCUCUUCUGGAUCCCAAGAUGCAACAGGAGGAGUUCAGUGCUAGGAUUCUGUACGAUUAGUGGCGCUGCCGGUAUAAUACCCAUCACAUUCGGCCACCAUCACAAAGGUAUACAUGUGGGAUUGGAACUGAUAGCUCUGUUUUGUGCUUGUAUGGUGUUUAAUAUCUUGUUCAUGUAUGUGGUGGAGCUGUUUCCAACAUGCAUCAGGAACACAGCAGCCUCACUGUCGCGGCAAGCACUGCUCUUGGCGUCUGUAUUUGUCCCGGUGUUGGUAGUCAUAGGGAGGAGUAAUCAACUCUUCUCUCAUGCAGUCUUUGGUGUGACCAUUCUUCUUUGCGGCCUUUUGGUCAUUUCUUUGCCCGAAACAAAGGGUAAGGUGCUAUGUGAUGGCAUGGAAGAGCAGGAAGCCCAAGACAAGGAUGCUGCUUGCGUGCCAAAGUUAUGA